This is a messenger RNA of Cuscuta europaea, 2667 nucleotides long. NCBI's taxonomy places the organism in Eukaryota, Viridiplantae, Streptophyta, Magnoliopsida, Solanales, Convolvulaceae. The record is from the annotation of a GenBank genome assembly.
CUCAUGUAUGUUAAUUACGCAUUUUCGGGCGUAGGCAUUAUCUGUCUUAAACUUUAAUAUUGGAGCUUGGGUCAUGUCCUCUCCAAUCUUGUGACUUGUAAAUUCUCUUAUUAAUUGACCUCGUAAAUGUUCCCCGACAUUUAUCACACCGUUAAUCGGUGGUUUUCGGGAUUAAAAAAAUUGAAAAGGAAGUCCAGCGAAUUGAAACGGGUAAACCUACAUACAUAGUGCACCUCCAUUAGCUCGCAGAUCAGAUCCGCCGGCCUCCUUCGCUCCAACCAUCUACCUCGUUCCAGCCGCAAGCCACCAUCGUCUCAGCCGUUUCCGUCCUGGUAACCGGCUGGUAACUUCCGUCUCCUCCGCCCCUCCCAACAGCGCACUGGAUGCUUCAGCCGCACACUGCAACUGCUCUCAGUACAGUCGCUGGCCUCUUCCUCCUUUGCCAUAUUUGCUCAAUAGAGGUUUAGUUUCUAACCUUUUGUCAUUUCAUUUAACUUAUUGAAUUUUAUCAAUUUUUAGAUUAAUAUUUGUAUGAAUUUAUUGCCAUGAAUAAAUUGAACCCCAACGAGUAUAGAAUUGGGUACAAUUUUAACAAGACUUAUUUGCUAAUUCUGGAUAUGUUUUAUUGUAUUGGGCCUUUAUGUAUUGGGCCUUAUUUGUAUUGUUUUAUACUUAGUAUAUAUACCAUAGGUUUACAUUAUUUUUAGGUUAAUUAAUUCAUAUUCAACUUCUUUCUUCUUCCGCAGACUCUCCCUGUAAUAUUCAUCUCUUCCGCUACUCUCUUUGAUUUCUCAAUUCGAUCAAUUCUUCAGAUUCUUGUAAUCAAAUUGUUAAUAUGGUAUCAGAUUAGGUUCUGAUCUCUAUCAUCUUUUCUGAUUUCAUUUUUUUUCUCGAUUUCUAUAAUCGAUCUUCAUCAUAUAAAACCCUAGUUCUUCGCUCAAAUUUUUGAUGCGAUGAGUCAUUCUGCUACAUUACCCUUGCAUCCUCUUGAUGAUCCUUCAUCUCCGUACUACCUGCAUUCAAGCGACCGCGCCGGUCUGCGUAUCAUCUCUGAAACGCUUCAUGGAGACAAUUUCAAUGCUUGUCAGAAGUCGGUUGUGAUGGCAUUUUCUGUAAAAAAACAAGAUGGCUUUUCUGGAUGGUUCCAUCGAGCAGCCCAGUACAGAUAAUUCCGCUUCUUAUGCUGUGUGGUAUCGUAUCAAUGCUCUCUUAUUAUCUUGGCUGAUUUACUCUAUUGCGCCUGAACUUCGUUCUACUUUCUUCUACUUUACUGUUGCGAAAGAACUAUGGGAUGAAAUUAAACUUAGAUAUGGUAAAAGUGAUGGUCCUAGACUUUUCUAUCUUGAAAAAACCCUAGGUAAUAUUUCUCAAGGCACUCAGACUAUUACUGCUUAUUACAAUUUUUUCAAAGGACUCUGGGAUGAAUACGUAGAUUUCAAAACACUUCCUCCUUGUUCCUGUAGCCUUUACACUUGUAAAAUUCAUGAAAAAUAUCAAAAAUUGCUUCAGAAAGAAUCUGUUCAGAAAUUUCUUGUUGGAUUAAAUGAAUCCUACUCACAUUUAAGAAGCCAAAUUCUUCUUCAAAAACCUUGUCCUAAUCUUUCCUCUGUUUAUUCCUUCUUUCUCCAAGAAGAAUCUCAAAGAACUCUUCAAUAUCCUGCCAACUCUGUUCCUUUCACUCACGAUUCUUCUAAAACCUUGGAUAAUUCUUUCAAUGAUUCCACUGCCUUUCUUGCUAAGAAUCAAAACUAUAAGAAAAAAUCCUCUGUCACUUGUAACCAUUGUGGUUACCAAGGACACUUUGCUGAUAGAUGUUUUCAAAUCAUUGGUUAUCCACCUAAUUGGAAAGGACCUAAAGGACACAGAACUGCUCCUGGAUUUCAACAAUCAUCUUAUUCCCACAAAAACACUCAAGCUCAUCUUGCUAAUGCAUCUGUUGAUUCUUCUUCUAAUGAUAUGGAUCUCUGUGACCCUUCUCUUUACAACAAGUUUUUAGAAUUUAUAAAGGGUCAACAUGAAAAAGCUUCUGCAAAUGUUGCUAUGGUUGUUCCUGUCACUGAUCAAUCUCCUCCUAGUGAUUCUAAUUUCUUAGGUAAUCAUUCUGUCUUUCUUUCUACUAUUACAUCUAUUAUAUGGAUUUUAGACACUGGAGCUUCUGAUCACAUGAAUCGUGAUUUUACUUUAUAUACUUCUACACCCAAACCUAUUUCUAUCAAAAUUCAAUUACCUACUGGAUUUUUUAUUACUGCUACCCAUAUAGGAAAUGUUAGGCUUAACAACAAUCUUACUCUUCAUAAUGUUCUUUAUGUUCCUAAGUUUAAUUUCAAUCUUAUAUCUAUUUCUAGUCUGGCAUUACAUGAAAAUAUAUCUGUUCAUUUUUCUUCUAAUCAUGCUACUUUGCAGGAUCAUCACACCAACACAAUGAUUGGUUAUGCUGAUCUCAAAAAUGGUUUAUAUCUGUACAACUCUACUGAUUCUUCUACUCAUAAUAAAUCUGCUACUGUUAAUCAUGUUCAUAGUCAAUGUUCUGACUCCAAAUAUGAUAUUUGGCAUUAUAGAUUAGGUCACCUUCCUUUUAAUAAACUGAAUGCUAUUGUUGAUUGUAAUGUUUCUCACCAUAUCAAUAAAGAUACUGCUUGUGACAUUUGUCAUUUUGCUAAACAAAAA